AUGGAUUCUUACCGCACCUACUGGGCAUCUAAUCUGUUUAGUGGUUUGUGGACUGAAGGCCAAGAAGAAGAUACAUAUGAGGUUGAAUCUCGUGUGCCUUUACCAUAUCCUUUUCCUUUCACUGAACACUUGGAUGAGAAUAAUUCUGUAGUUGUAAAUACUUCAAUUUUUCACUUCAGCCACAAAAAAAAGGGGCACAUUUUAAAAGUUGUCUCAAAAAUCUCCUUGCCUACACCUCCCUAUUCACUUGAACAUGCUAAAAUUACUCAGACAGAACUCAUGCAAGAGUCCUUCAAAAAGCAACAAGAGGCCACAGAAUUUAUCAAGUAUCAGGAAGAACUACAAGAACGUCUUAAUGAAGAAACCAAAGCCAGAGAGCAGCUGGCUUUGGAGCUUAGUAAAGCUGAAGGCCUCAUUGAUGGUUAUGCAGAUGAAAAAGCAUUUCUGGAAAAACAACUCCAGGAAAAAAUAGAUGUAAUUGACCAUCUUGAGCAAGAACUACUGUGUACAGGUAACAAAUUGCAGGAGUUAGAGGCUGAACAGCAGCAGAUCCAGGAAGAAAAGGAGUUACUCUCCAGACAGAAGAACGCCAUGAGAGCAGAUGCAGGGCCAGUAGAGCAGCAAUUGCUGGAGGAAACAGAAAAGCUAAUGAAAGAAAAAAUUGAAGUACAGCGUCAAGCUGAAAAAGAGUAUGAUGACCUUCAGAAGCAAGUGAAAGUCUUGGAAAUAGACUUGGAAGAACAAGUCAAUCGUUUCAUAGAGCUAGAGCAAGAAAAAAAUGCAGAACUAAUGGACUUAAGGCAGCAAAACCAGGCUUUGGAGAAGCAACUUGAGAAAACAAGAAAAUUUCUAGAUGAGCAAGCAGUUGACCGAGAGCAUGAGAGAGACGUAUUCCAGCAAGAGAUACAGAAGCUGGAACAGCAGCUUAAGAUUCCACAAAGGAGUCAGCCUGUCAAUGAACAUCAAACCAGAGAGGUUGAACAGUUAACAAAUCAUCUAAAAGAAAAAACAGACAGAUGCAGUGAGCUUUUGCUCUCUAAGGAGCAACUUCAGAGAGAUAUACAAGAACGAAAUGAAGAAAUUGAGAAACUAGAAUGCAGGAUAAGAGAAUUGGAACAAGCCUUAAUCAUCAGUGCAGACAACUUGCAAAAGGUAGAGGAAAGAAAACAGCUUGGCACCAUCAUAGUAAAGGGAGAAUUACCUCUUGAAGUACAACUGCAAGCUGAACGAGAAGCUGUAGACAGAAAGGAAAAGGAGGUCACAAACCUUGAGGAACAACUGGAGCAGUUUCGAGAAGAGCUAGAAAAUAAAAAUGAAGAAGUUCAGCAAUUGCACAUGCAACUAGAAAUUCAGCGAAAGGAGUCCACUACACACUUGCAAGAACUUGAACAAGAGAACAAAUUAUUUAAGGAUGAAAUGGAAAUACUGGGACUAGCUAUCCAGAAAACUGAAGAUGCCACCAUAAAGGACCAUCGUUUAGUGGCUGGGAGGCUCGCUCACAUCAUGCAAGAAAAGGAGCAGGAAAUAGAUCAUCUUCAUGAACAAAUUGCAAAACUGCAACAGCAACUUGAAGUCACAACUGACAACAAAGUUAUUGAAGAGCAAAAUGAGCAUAUACGGGAGCUUGAAGCCCAGGUAGAAUGUCUGAAAAGUGACCAAGAACGUGUGAAGAAAAAAAAUGAUGAGGAAGUAGAGCAGUUGAAUGAUGUAAUUGAUAAGCUUCAGCAGGAACUGGCAAAUAUUGAACAAAAGGUACCUGCAGACAUUGUUGCUUUUCAAGAAGAUGCUGACAAUCUGACACACACACUUGAAACAGUUCUGGCAGAAAAGGAAGCUUUGGAAAAGCAAGUAGAAAACAUCAGUGUAGAGGCAUCUCAAACAAAGAAUGAGCUCGAGGAAACUAAGUUAAAAAUGAACCAGCUAAAGCAAGAAAUAAGUAUGUUAAAAAAAGAGCAUGAAAGUAUAACAGAGAAAUGUAAGUGUGCACUGAUGAAAGGUGAUGGGGAAAAAACAGGAGAUAGGAGCAAUGGGAAAACUGAAAAAGCGGAAGAAGGCUUAUGUGAGAAGAUAGAGUUGCGAGAUCAGUCCCAGCUUAGGUCUUCAGAUGAGAAUACAAGAGUCGCCAUUAGCAAGAUGGAGGUACAACUGCAGCAACUUCAGGCAUGCAUUAAGGAAAAAGAUUCAGAACUGUGCCAGUCCUACAAUGAAAUAAAAGACCUGAAAGAGCAAGGCAAAGCUGAAAGAGAAAUACUUAAAAAGAGGAUAUUAGAACUGGAAAAGACACUAGUGGAAAAAGUUGCUGCUGCUCUUGUGAGUCAGGUUCAGCUGAAUGCCAUUCAAGAGCAAAGAAAAUUCAUGCAGGAAAUUCAGGAAGCCUCAAAAUGUGUGGAGGAAGCAAGCAAGAAUGCCCAAACAGAGAGUUUGGGUGAUAGAACUGAAAAUGAGAUGGAAUCAAAAUUAUCACUCUUAACAGAGAGGCUUAGAGAGAUGGAGGACCAACUGGCAAUGGUAAGUUGUAACUUGGAGCUAGAAAAAGAAAAUUUAAAAGUUGCACAAAAGGAAGCUAAGGUGAAAGAAGAGAGACUCUUAGAACUUCAGCAAUUACUAGAAGAGGUUCAAGAAAAACACAAAGGAGAGAUUCAGAAACAGAUCAAGCAAGAAGAAAUGCAGACAUAUCAGGUAGAAACACAACUCAUGGAAAGUCAAAAAGAAAAUCUGCUUAUUAAUGAAUUUGAACUAGAGAAAGGUAAAGAAGAGGCAGCUGCUGCUAAGGAAGAACUCAGCAGUUACAGAGAAAAGGCAGAAAAACUUCAGCAAGAACUAGCAGUAAAAGAAGAAAGUCUGAGACGUCUUCAGGAAGACCUGUGCAAAGUCAAAGAGAACCUAGUUCAAGCAGAAGAGAGGCUUGCAAGUUAUGUGAGAAAGGACAAGGAAAUGGCAAAAACUGAAAGCAAAAAGGAUGCAGAAAUAUUGUGUGAUUUGUCAACCAUUGAGUCUACUCUAAUUAGAAAAAGCUCAUCAUCGCAAACAGACAAGACUGGGGAAAUAAACAGCUGUAUCCAAACUUCACCUGUCCUUGUUAAAAAUGCAGAAAUCCAAAUCGAUUUGCAAAAUGGAUGUUCUUCAGAAGAGAUUGCAGAGAUCAUAAGAGAAUUUACUGAAAAAAUCGACCAAAUGCAAGAACUCCACGCUGCUGAGAUCAUGGACAUGGAGGCAAGGCAUAUCUCUGAAUCUGAAGCAUUAAAGAGAGAGAAGUUUGUUGCAGUGCAAGUAUUGACUGAAGAAUGUAAUACUUUAAAGGAAGUCAUAGAAACUCUACAAGCAAAAGAGGGAAUCCCAGUUUCUGGAUUAGCACGUGCUCCACCGUAUCAAGCUAGAGAUGGAGGUUCUAGUGACUCCAGUUCAGACUGGAGUCAAGGAAUGUAUCUUGCUCAGACCCAGGAAUCUGACAUGAUAUCUGAAGGAAUAGAUGAAGGUGAAACUUCAACAGAUUUACUUCCAAAAAAAAUUAAGGGUUUGCUGAGAGCAGUCCAUCAUGAAGGCAUACAGGUGCUGUCUCUCACUGAAUUUCCAUAUGGUGAAAGAGAGAUGCCACCUCUUAAACAAGAGCCAGAGUCUUGGCUUGAGGAAAGGAAAGCUUUUCUAAGCACUAUUUCAUCUUUGAAAGACCUAAUUGCAAAAAUGCAACUUCAUAGAGAAGCUGAGAUUUAUGCAAGUACUGAAUCUCCUGAAGGUGUCUCAGACUGGCGAGGAGAACUUCUGCAUGCUAUUCAACAGCUUUUUGUGAGAGAACAAAAUGUUCUUCUUGCUGCGUUUCAAACUGAACUUGCAGAACAGGGCACAAGAGAUGCAGUGAUAUUGAUGAAUCAGUUAGAGCACAGACUACAAGAGCAGGCUACUAACCAGAGAGCAGCAAUGGACUGUCUUCAGAAUGCAGACAGAAGAAGUUUGCUGAUGGAGAUUCAAUUAUUACAUGCUCAGAUGAACAGUAAGAAAAAUAAUCCAAAGAGAGAACAAGAGAUUAAUUCAAAAAGCCAAGAAAUGCUGGAGUAUAAUAUGCAGCAGAAGCAGUCACAGAUACUGGAGAUGCAAGUGGAGCUCCGGAGUAUGAAGGACAAAGCAGCUGAGCUUCAGGAACAGCUGAAUUCGGAGAGAAUGAUGGGUGCUGAGCUGAAGAAUGAACUUGCACAAGCCAAACUAGAGCUUGAAACAACCCUUAAAGCACAGCACAAGCACUUCAAGGACCUAGAAACCAUCAGGACUGAAGUUAAAGAAAAAGCAGCUGAGCUAGAUAUUCUCAAGGAUACAAUGGCCAGUGAACAGAAAAAAUCAAGAGAGCUACAGUGGGCUUUGGAAAAGGAAAAAGCUAAAAUGGAACGCAGUGAGGAAAGAGGAAGAGAAGAGCUUGAGGAUUUAAAAUUUUCACUUGAAGAUCAAAACCAAAAGAACUUACAGUUAACUAAACUUUUGGAGCAAGAGAAACAGCUGUCAGCUGAUCUGCAACAGAAAAUUGAAUCCCAAGAAGCACUCAGUGCUGCCCAGCUGUCACGUGAACAAGGUCGUAAUUCUGAGUUGCAGGUGCUUCUUGAAUCAGAGAAGGUUCGAGCUCUCGAAAUAAGCAGUGCCCUAGAAAGGGAAAAAGAGCUAUGUGCUCAGCUUCAAAGUGCUGAAGAUAAGGGGCAAGCUGGAACACCUAAUCCAUCUGAGGAAUUACUUAAAGAGCUACAGAAACAAAUGGAUGAAAAGCAUGACCGUAUAGUGGAGUUAGUGAGUGAGAUGGAGAAGUAUAAACUGGAAUCUGUGCAAGUGAGACAGCAAAUGGAAAAAGAAAGGCAGAUCCAGAGGAAAGCAUUACAAGCAGAACAAGAUGCUAACAUAGUAGCACAGAAGAAACUCCAUGAACUGGAGUCCAAAGUAGAAGACCUUCAGUGGCAACUUGGAGAAAAGAAGCAUGAAGUUCAUAAAUUAGGGAAUGAAACAAAGAAGUUGCAGGAAAUAAUCCAAGAACUGCAGAAAAAAGAGCAGGAGCAUGAAGGAAGAAAGGAAGCUGAAAGGACACCAAGCCACAAUCCAAAUGAGACUACCUGGGAUACACCCAAUGACAGAACAAGAAAUUGGGUUCUCCAGCAAAAAAUGGAAGGAGCUGAGGCAAAUGAAUCAACCUACCCCACGCUGACAGGAGGAGGAGAUCUCUCUGCUGCUACUGAAAUUCUGGAAAAUGUCAGACAGAAGCUGCAAAACGCAUCUCCAAAGCUGAAGCAGUUGGCUUGGAAAGCUGCUAGCAGAUUACAGUUUGAAACAGCAGAUGAUCAAGACUUCAUUGCAAUACAAAAUGCUAUUGAAGAAGUUAUUUCAGAACUGCAAAAACUGCCCGGAUUGUCCUAUCUGGAAGAGCUGGUGCUACCACCAGGGACUCCAUCUAGCUCGUUGACUGAGAGGCUGCUGAGACAAAAUGCUGAGCUGACGGGCUUUGUCAGCAGACUGAGUGAAGAAAAGAAUAAUUUGAGGAAUGCUGUUAUGAAACUGGAGGAAGAACUGAGGAGAUACCAGCACAGACAACCUUCUGGAGACUAUUCUUCUAGACACCCAUCGGAUGUUGGAGUUAAUAUUGAUACUCUUGUUGCCUCUGAGAAGGAAAUUUGGAACAGAGAAAAGCUGUCACUGCAGAAAUCUUUGAAACAAGCCGAUGCAGAGCUCUCCAAGCUGAGAGCAGAGCUCAGGAGCGAAGCUUUCCUCAGAGAACUGGGAUCAGAUUCUGAAAAUGCUGUUUUAAGGAGAAUUUAUGGCAAAUACCUACGAGCAGAGAGCUUUCGGAAAGCUCUCAUAUAUCAGAAAAAAUAUUUGCUGCUGUUACUAGGCGGAUUCCAGGAGUGUGAAGAAGCCACACUCGCCCUCAUUGCACGAAUGGGUGGACAGCCUUCCUACACAGACCUCGAAAUCAUCACCCAUCGUUCAAAGGGUUUUACAAGAUUUCGCUCUGCAGUCAGAGUGUCCAUCGCAAUUUCAAGAAUGAAGUUCCUGGUUCGUCGAUGGCACAGACUUACGGGUCCUGGUAUACUAAGUAUCAACAGGGAUGUCUUUAGCCAGAACACAGGUAAUGAAUUACGGCCUGAUUCAUUCUCUGGUGGCAUGGAUCUUUAUGGAGAACAGAGGCAUUCCUAUAGAUCCAGGUCAGACAUGGAGUCUCCUAGAUCUCCUGUAAACUUUCAACAUAAGUUCCAUGGUACACAUGCUGAUUUAAACCCAGCCUCUUUCGCCUGUUCUCAACUGCAGAACUAUGAUCCUGAAAGAGCUUUAACAGAUUACAUCAAUCGGCUGGAGGCACUACAAAGGCGACUCGGCAGUGUGCAGUCAGGUUCGACUUCAUACACUCAGUUGCACGUGGGUAUGAGAAGAUAAUAAUACUCUUUCAACAACUCCAUCACUGGCAGUGAUGUUAAUGGAUUGCCUUCUGUAGAUCCGUGCUCUUUCUGUGCUUUUGUAUAAUGUGUAUAUUGUGGGACCAAUAUGAACACAGCUAUACGAUUGUAUACAGUUCCAUCCUGGCACACCCACGCAGACUGGGAUUUGUGUAUAUAGGCACUUUGUGUUCAUGAAAAAAAAAAAACAAAACUGAAAAAACCCACCAUUAAAUUACAUGUAUAUUUGUGGAAUGCUAAUUUAAAUGAUUAACUUAUGAAGUGUGUAUUUAUCAACAGGGUGCAAAGAUGAAACUUGUGUAUUAAUGAAAUUGAGCUACAUUCAGCGAAGUUUACUUGCACUUUUUCCAGCAAGGCAACUGAAGUUACAUGACUCGUAAUAUUUGCUACUGGCAGUGCAGACAGAAUAUCACUUGUAGAGACCUAUUUUUGUAAUGGUAGAAGUUUUGAAUUUUAUGGGUAUUUUGUCAAAGUACUGA
This is a messenger RNA of Gavia stellata (red-throated loon), 6898 nucleotides long. It is a transcript of the gene AKAP9, whose product is annotated as A-kinase anchoring protein 9. Gene Ontology annotation, molecular function: potassium channel regulator activity; molecular adaptor activity; protein kinase A regulatory subunit binding. Gene Ontology annotation, biological process: regulation of ventricular cardiac muscle cell membrane repolarization; regulation of Golgi organization; maintenance of centrosome location. Bases 1 to 6399 code for a protein of 2132 amino acids. The record is from RefSeq and is a predicted model, not a curated record. Gene Ontology annotation, cellular component: cis-Golgi network; synaptic membrane; Golgi stack. Lineage: Eukaryota; Metazoa; Chordata; Aves; Gaviiformes; Gaviidae. The transcript has 29 exons.